Molecule: messenger RNA, 625 nt
Organism: Ctenocephalides felis (cat flea)
Lineage: Eukaryota; Metazoa; Arthropoda; Insecta; Siphonaptera; Pulicidae
Product: RB1-inducible coiled-coil protein 1-like
Exons: 3
Biological process (GO): positive regulation of protein phosphorylation; autophagy of peroxisome; piecemeal microautophagy of the nucleus
Cellular component (GO): Atg1/ULK1 kinase complex; extrinsic component of membrane; phagophore assembly site membrane
Molecular function (GO): molecular adaptor activity; protein kinase binding
Source: RefSeq, a predicted model, not a curated record
CUACAUACCCAAACUUGAAUUUAAAUUUUGUUUCUGCAUAUAAUUUUGACUCCAUGUUCCUACAUACCAUUUUAAUGUCGGAAGUUGGGAAGGUGUUUCGACAGUAUUUUUUUUGUUAUAACUGCUGAUUUUUGGGUCAACUAGGCUUCUCUCUUCCGAGUAAAGCCUAGGAGGAAUAUAAUAACUUCCGUUCUUAUUUAUUCUAAGAACAUCAUCAACUUCAAGAUGUUAUACAUAUUCCAUGUAGAUACCGGUCGGAUGAUGACCUUUGAUAUGAAUUUGGCAUUAGAGAGUGUGUCUCUUCUAAAAGAAAUGAUACAAAAAACGUGCAAUAUUCCACAAAAUACUCAAGUGCUUUUGGUUAGUGGUGGAGAAGUCUUGAUCGACAACAAUCGUGUUUGCAGCUAUUCGGCUGGCACUGACACUAAUCCUAUAUAUAUGUUUAGUACUUCUAUCAUAGAUGAUACAAUACCACCGGAACCAAGUGUUGAUUAUGGGCAAGAUCAUCGUGAUCUUAGUGAGGAAGUAGAAUCUUGCAUGUCUCUUCCGCCAACAUACAGCACUGUUGUCACGCGGGUACAGUUAGCUCAGCGCUUUUAUGAAUUGGCUAGAGAGCAGGAAAAGA